Molecule: messenger RNA, 1050 nt
Organism: Bombus terrestris (buff-tailed bumblebee)
Lineage: Eukaryota; Metazoa; Arthropoda; Insecta; Hymenoptera; Apidae
Product: lysM and putative peptidoglycan-binding domain-containing protein 3
Exons: 3
Coding region: 147-887 (246 amino acids)
Source: RefSeq, a predicted model, not a curated record
AUUAUAUCUCGUGUACGAUCGACACAAGGUUUAAAUAGCAAUUCUGUUUUGAAAUGUCGUUCAGAUUUGAAUGAUACGUUUAACGAACAAUAAAAAAUAAUAAAGAAAAUUUGAGGUAAAGAAAGAAGCGUGAGGCUGUGAGACAAAUGGUUUAUCAACGUGGAAAUCAAAGGGAUGGUUCCCCACAUUAUGUUUUUUUGUAUUCGGAUGAUGAAAAUAGUGGAGACGAAGAAAAUAUUCCUUUGCAACAACGUAACAAACCUACAUCAUUACCACGUAAAGUGGAAGUUAUAAAUGUUCCACUUAAAUCAGAAGAUACAUUACAAGCAUUGGCAUUACGGUAUAGAUGCACGAUCUCUGAAUUGAAGAGAAUCAACAAGAUUCACAAAGAGAAUGAAAUACAUGCAAGACGCUUCAUAAAAGUACCUAUACAACCAUUUUCUUUAUUGACCGAGACAUUAGAACACCAGAGUGGCCAGGCAGAUAGAAGCAAAGUAAGUAUGUCCAGUUCUGAUCAAGAGACAGAAAAUGCAGUAACAAAAGGUCCAUUAUUAAAUGUGAUAAAAAAUCCUGUUGUAAUUGAAUUGCCAAAGGCAGAAAUUAAUACAAUUAUAUUAAAUUCAGUUUGUGAACCUCUGUCAUCAUUCAAUAGUGGUAACUCUUUAGAAAUUAGCAAUUCAGAAUGUGACCAAUUACUUACCUCAGCAGAGAGUAACACAGAAAACUCUCAUUUAACAGAAACAUUUAGAUGUUCUGGUGAUGAUUGUGGAUUAUCCUGGACACAACUUCUUGGUUUUUCUUUACUGUUAGGUUUUGCAGGACCUAUUAUAUACAUACUUUAUAUAGCUGAAUUUUCAUCCAAAACUCAUUCAGGUACUAAUCAUUAGUUAGAUUUCUACUAGACAAGUGGCUAUUACAAUAAGUAUAAUUUAUUGUACUAGCAACAUUUACAGCAAUAAUUGUAGUUAUAACUUGAAAUAACAAUCAAUCAUAGGUAACUAUGUUAUUUUAUAUAAGUGAGAUUGCAUUAAGAAGUAAAUUGUGUCAUUA